Aspergillus campestris IBT 28561 is the source of this 978-nucleotide messenger RNA. Its product is annotated as DNA-directed RNA polymerase I subunit RPA34. Bases 1 to 978 code for a protein of 325 amino acids. Lineage: Eukaryota; Fungi; Ascomycota; Eurotiomycetes; Eurotiales; Aspergillaceae. Gene Ontology annotation, biological process: transcription by RNA polymerase I. The transcript is spliced from 2 exons. The record is from RefSeq and is a predicted model, not a curated record.
AUGGCCGCCAAAAAGUCCGCCAGACCUCCUACGCCGGAGAGCUCGAGUAGCGCGUCGAGCAGGUCGAGCUCCCCUGAGACAACCAAAAAGUCUACGAAGCCGGAGGAAUCAGAUGAUUCGAGCUCGGAAGACGACAGCGCAGGUAGCUCCGGGAGCGACUCUUCGUCGUCCGAAGACGAGAAGCAGGACCAUGCGACGAACGGACAGUCCAAGGAUAAACACUCCUCCAAGCUCGCCUUCCUCCCACCCCAACCCUACAAGCCCCCCACCGGAUUCAAGGCCGUCAAAAAGCAAUCUCCCCCGUCCUCAACCACCACCUCCCUCCUCUCCGACCUCCGCGGCAAGCAAGUCUUCCACGUCACGGCACCCUCCUUCCUCCCCAUCCACAAAGUAAAGGAGAUCUCCCUCGCCAAGGCCCUACAAGGCGAACCGAUCCUCACCCACGACGGCGUUCAGUACGGCAUCCCCGCCGACAGCACCGGCCAAGACGACACAGCGGGCAAAUCGCUCGCCCUCUACGACCCCAAGACCCAAACCUACCGCCCCUCGCCCGCGACGAACAUCAAGAGCUUCCACGUCCAAGAGCUCAUCCACAUCCCUGCGCGAUCCCAGGACGCAGACCACGAUGUGGUGCUGGAGGCUGCGCGCGAACAGGUCAAGCCGCCGCGCAAGCAGCCCUCCAACCUGAAAAUGCGAUUCCGUCCUGUCGGCAGCGGAGACGCACCCGCUGAGACGCUGGGUUCGAGUGAUGACGAAUCCGACGCUGAGCAGCAGCCGGCGCGCACGGCCCGCGAGGAGAAGAAGAAGAGAAAGCUUCACCAGGCGGAGGAGGAGGAGAGCCUGCCGGCUGCUGGUUUGCCGAGGAAGAAGUCGAAGAAAAUCUCUUCUUCACAGGAUGCGGGCGAUGGCGAGAAGGUGAAGAAGUCGAGCAAGAGCCGCGAGGAGAAGAAGCAGAAGAAGUCGAAGAAGUCGGCUUGA